Messenger RNA from Carlito syrichta (Philippine tarsier), 3172 nucleotides. It is a transcript of the gene PRPF38B, whose product is annotated as pre-mRNA processing factor 38B. The transcript is spliced from 6 exons. The record is from RefSeq and is a predicted model, not a curated record. The coding region runs from base 98 to 1405 and encodes 435 amino acids. Gene Ontology annotation, cellular component: precatalytic spliceosome. Lineage: Eukaryota; Metazoa; Chordata; Mammalia; Primates; Tarsiidae.
UUGCAGCGAGGCUCGGAGCAGCCCAGGGUCGCAGGUAGAGGUCACGCAUGUCGAGCCAUGGGAGAAAGGAAGCAGGAAAACAGCGGGCCAGACAGGGAUGUGCGGAGGGGUUCGAGGUGUUGGAACUGGAGGAAUUGUUUCUACAGCUUUUUGCCUGUUAUACAAAUUGUUUACUCUGAAGUUAACUCGAAAGCAAGUGAUGGGUCUUAUAACACACACAGACUCUCCCUAUAUUAGAGCACUUGGAUUUAUGUAUAUAAGAUAUACACAACCUCCUACAGAUCUUUGGGACUGGUUCGAAUCCUUCCUUGAUGAUGAAGAGGACCUAGAUGUGAAGGCUGGUGGAGGCUGUGUGAUGACCAUUGGAGAAAUGCUCCGGUCUUUUCUCACUAAACUGGAAUGGUUUUCUACCUUGUUUCCAAGAAUUCCAGUUCCAGUUCAAAAGAAUAUUGAUCAACAGAUUAAGACUCGACCUAGAAAAAUCAAGAAAGAUGGAAAGGAAGGUGUUGAGGAAAUAGACAGACACAUUGAACGCAGACGUUCAAGGUCUCCAAGGAGAUCACUGAGUCCUCGGAGGUCCCCCAGAAGGUCAAGAAGUAGAAGUCAUCACCGGGAGGGCCAUGGGUCUUCUAGUUUUGACAGAGAAUUGGAAAGAGAAAAGGAACGCCAGCGACUAGAGCGCGAAGCCAAAGAAAGGGAGAAAGAAAGGCGGAGGUCCCGAAGUCUCGAUCGGGGCGUAGAGCGCAGGCGUAGCAGGAGCAGGGAAAGGCACAGGACUCGCAGUCGAAGUCGCGACAGGAAAGGGGAUAGAAGGGACAGGGAUCGGGAAAGAGAGAAAGAGAACGAGAGAGGUCGAAGGCGAGAUCGGGACUAUGAUAAGGAAAGAGGGAAUGACAGAGAGAAGGAGAGGGACCGGUCAAGGGAAAGGUCCAAGGAGCAGAGAGGCAGGGGAGAGGUGGAGGAGAAGAAGCAUAAGGAGGACAAGGAGGAUAGGCGGCACAGAGAUGACAAGAAGGAGUCCAAGAAGGAGAAGAAGCACAGCAGGAGUAGAAGCAGAGAGAGGAAGCACAGGAGCAGGAGUAGAAGCAGAAACGCAGGGAAGCGCAGCCGCAGCAGGAGCAGAGAGAGAUCGAGCAAGCACAAGGGCGAGAGCAAAGAAAAGGCAAGCAAACGGAGCCGAAGCGGCAGUCAAGGAAGAACUGACAGUGCUGAAAAGGCCAAAAAGCGGGAACACAGCCCCAGCAGAGAGAAGUCCAGAAAGCGCAGUGGGAGUAAAGAACGUUCCCACAGGCGCGAUCACAGUGAUGGUAAGGACCAGUCAGACAAACAUGAUCGCCGGAGGAGCCAAAGUCCAGAGCGAGAAAGCCAAGAAAAACAACAUAAAAACAAAGAUGAGACUGUGUGAACAUUUUUGUAAAAGUGGAUCACAUUGAAUCCUAUCCAUGUUUGAUUAAAUCUGCUUUUCUUUCCGAGUUGAGAUUGUGCAGUAGUUCCGCACUCCUCGAGCUCCCUGUAGGCUGCAUUUCAUUUCCUCUUUUGUGUAGGGAAGUGCCUUUGUAAUCCCAUUGAUGCAUUGAUGUUUUCACCCAGUUGUUGAGUUUGAUACAUGAUGCACAGAUUGUUCUUGCAUUCUUAUUGUUGUUUUUGAGAUGUACAGUCUGUACAUAUGUCCUGAAAAUGUUUUAAUUCCUUUGGCAUGGUUGCCAUGUUGGUUAAAUUUGUAUAAGGCAAUAAACUGCCACUAAUUCUAUUUUUGUUUUGUAGGUGUGGGAUUAGGGUUUGUGUACUGAAGUUAGCAUGGCUGUGCUUUUCGUAAUAGAAUGCUGAAGACUUUGAGAAUGGAUCUUGGGUGUCUCUUACAGGAGAAUUACGUGCUGUCGAUGUACAUGAGGGCAGCAGUUGCAGGAUUAACAUUCGUGUCCACUGUAUAUUAUCUUGGAAGGCUCUUGUUCACAUGUUCUACUCAGUAUUCUCCACAGUUACCUUUAGAGAGAAUUUAGUUUGUGGUGCAGAGGUUUAAAUUAGGCUGUGAUUUGGUCAAAAAGUCCUUUUAGCAUUCUACCUCAAAGGGACACUGUUAGUAUGCCUAAAAUUUGUCCACUAGCUUUUUUAUUUGAAAAACAACACAUGACGUGUAAUCUUGUUUUUCUUGAAUUCUUCCUCAGAUUUUAAAGUACUAUAUUAAAGAAGAAAAUGUGUAAAGCCUAGCGCCGUUGCAGACCCCUGGACUAACGUGUAAUUGGGAGAGGGUGGAGCGGCUGAGCAGAGAAUCGGAUUUAAGCCUCAAGCUUCCAAAGCCUUUUUAUAAAUGGAAAAAUACUUACAUUCUGGAACAGCUUGAUAUAGUGUCCUUUUUUUAAAAUUCAGAACUUUUUUUAUUGAUAAUGGAGAUCGCUGUUUAAGUUUUUAAAUUUAAUCUAGAACAGAGAAGUAUUAAAAGUAAUGCUAUGCUGCAUUAUUUAAGACUAUCAGCCAAUUAAUUGAUGUUCUUAUGACUGUAUUCUGAUUACAGAGAACCAUCAUGAGUGUGGAAUAAAUACUGGAUUAAAUCCUUUAUCCUGGGUGUUGGCUUUUCCCCCAUUGGUUAACAUUUUUUUAAAGUAUUUUAAUUGUAGAAAUUGAUAAGAUGUCAGUAGCAUCAUGCUUUGUGUAGAGGGCUAUCUUAGUGCCCAGGUGACAAGUGAAUUUUGUACACUGGAAUUGGAUAUGUGUGCUAAUCAAUAAUCCUUACUAGAAUUCUUAAUAAUGGCAGUUCCCUUUGUCAGUGAAUGUUCUAUGUGUCACUAGGGUGAUCUGAUUGAAUCAUUUGUUCCACAUCAAAGGCUUUUCCACUUGGACUGUUGGUUUCAUUUAAAAUUUGGACUCGAAGGAAAUUUUAUAGGAUAACUCAUCCAAUUCUUUUCAGAACAGAAAAUAGACACCCAGAGUGAUAUGUUUCGUUAGUGCUAGGGCUAGAGAGUGGUCUGACAGCAUAGUGAUCUUCCUGGCUUACACAUUGACAUGUGUUUUCUCUCACUGGUUGUAUUGGCCAGCUGACAGUGACACAGCCACCUUGCAAAGGGAAAAUGGAGCUACGAGUGCACCUACGAGAGUCCUCCAUCUGUAGGCCUCACAUUUGUACCCACCUCAUUGCAGAAAAAUCUCAUUAAAUGAAGGAGUUCCUCUAUGAAAA